UUCAUAAACAGCUAGUCGACCACCUCGGUAGCUUGCUAGCCAACAUAGCAGAAAGAUUCCAGCUAUUUAUACGCUUUCGGUCUAUAUUAGCUGCUGUGUUUUAGACACACGUCUGUCGUAUCUACUUUUUAACCUAUUUCAUAUUUACGUUGUUUUUAUUAGUCAGCUAUAGUAGCUGGCUGGUUAAAUUAGCACUAAUCUAGUCGCUAAUGAUAGGUAGCUAGCGAGCUAAUAUCCCCGAACAUGAGCUCCCUACACUUCACCCCUCCUGCUGAAGAAGAGGUGGUCUGCUGGACGGAGAAAGAAGCUCUGGGUCUGAAGGUUGUCGUGAAAGAGGAGAAGGAAGAUGAUGUCACCGUAAAAAUAGAAUUAGAGGGUGAGGCUGUUACAGUGAAAGAAGAAGAGAAAGACGUUACAGUGAAAGAAGAGGAAGACGCGUUCAGAGUGAAAGAGGAGGAUGUUUCAGUAAAAGAAGAGAAAGAGAAAGAGAAAGAGGAGAAUGCAGUUUUUGAAGUGAAGGAGGAAGGAGAGGAGGAGGAGACGGAAGGAGAGAGACGGGACUAUCGUGGAUCCUCUGGGGGGCCUCAACAACAUCAUGAAGCUGACGAGGCAGAGAAGAGUCUCUCCACAUCAGGACACCUCAAGAAACACCAUCAGAGACCCACAGGGAAGAAACCUCACUGCUGCUCUGACUGUGGGAAACAUUGCAAAUCUUCAUCAAAACUAAAAAUACACCAGCGAGUACACACAGGAGAGAAACCUUAUAGCUGUAAUCAAUGUGGGAAGAGUUUUACUAAUUCAAGUAAUCUGAAAACACACCAGAGAACACACACAAGAGAGAAGCCUUAUAGCUGUGAUCAGUGUGGCAAGAGUUUUACUCAGUCAAGUAACCUGGUAACACACCAGAGAACACACACAGGAGAGCAGCCAUAUAGCUGUGAUCAGUGUGGCAAGAAUUUUACUCAGUCAAGCAACCUGGUAUCACACCAAAGAACACACACAGGAGAGCAGCCAUAUAGCUGUGAGCAAUGUGGGAAAAACUUUUCUCUGGGAGAACGCCUUAAAGAGCACCAGAGAACACACACAGGAGAGAAUUCUUAUAGCUGUGAUCAGUGUGGCAAGAGUUUUACUCAGUCAAGCUACCUGGUAUCACACCAAAGAACACACACAGGAGAGCAGCCAUAUAGCUGUGAGCAAUGUGGGAAAAACUUUUCUCGGAGAGGACACCUUAAAGAGCACCAGAGAACACACACAGGAGAGAAGCCUUAUAGCUGUGAUGUAUGUGGGAAGAGUUUUACUCAGUCAUGUAACCUGGUAUCACACCAGAGAACACACACAGGAGAGCAGCCUUACAGCUGUGAUCAGUGUGGCAAGAGUUUUACUCAGUCAAGCAACCUGGUAUCACACCAAAGAACACACACAGGAGAGCAGCCAUAUAGCUGUGAGCAAUGUGGGAAAAACUUUUCUCGGAGAGAACACCUUAAAGAGCACCAGAGAACACACACAGGAGAGAAGCCUUAUAGCUGUGAUGUAUGUGGGAAGAGUUUUACUCAGUCAUGUAACCUGGUAUUACACCAGAGAACACACACAGAAGAGAAGCCUUAUACAGUGGGGAGAACAAGUAUUUGAUACACUGCCGGUUUUGCAGGUUUUCCUACUUACAAAGCAUGUAGAGGUCUGUAAUUUGUAUCAUAGGUACACUUCAACUGUGAGAGACAGUUGGAUGAUCCAGAGGAGGAAUGGGAGAAGGUGAGACAAAAAUAGAGCUUUUUGGUCUAAACUCCACUCGCCGUGUUUGGAGGACGAAGAAGGAUGAGUACUACCCCAAGAACACCAUCCUAACUAUGAAACAGGGAGGUGGAAACAUCAUUCUUUGGGGAUGCUUUUCUGCAAAGGGGGCAGGACGACUGCACCGUAUUGAGGGGAGGAUGGAUGGGGCUAUGUAUCCCGAGAUCUUGGCCAACAACCUCCUUCCCUCAGUAAGAGCAUUGAAGAUGGGUUGUGGCUGGGUCUUCCAGCAUGACAACGACCCGAAACACACAGCCAGGGUAACUAAGGAGUGGCUCCGUAAGAAGCAUCUCAAGGUCCUGGAGUGGCCUAGCCAGUCUCCAGACCUGAACCCAAUAGAGAAUCUUUGGAGGGAGCUGAAAGUCCGUAUUGCCCAGCGACAGCCCCGAAACCUGAAGGAUCUGGAGAAGGUCUGUAUGGAGGAGUGGGCCAAAAUCCCUGCUGCAAUGUGUGCAAACCUGCUCAAGAACUACAGGAAACGUAUGAUCUCUGUAAUUGCAAACAAAGGUUUCUGUACCAACUAUUAAGUUCAGCUUUUCUGAUGUAUCAAAUACUUAUGUCAUGCAAUAAAAUGCAAAUUAAUUACUUAAAAAUUAUACAAUGUGAUUUUCUAGAUUUUUGUUUUAGAUUCCGUCUCUCACAGUUGAAGUGUACCUAUGAUACAAAUUACAGACCUCUACAUGCUUUGCAAGUAGGAAAACCUGCAAAAUCGGCACUGUAUCAAAUACUUGUUCUCCCCACUGUAGCUGUGAUGUUUGUGGGAAGAGUUUUACUCAGUCAAGCAGCCUGAAUAGACACCAGAGAACACACAAAGGAGACAAACCUUCUUACCACUGCUCUGACUGUAAUUUGUUUUUAUCUCUUGAUUUAUUUGACAGAUUGCCAGUAGUGUGAAAAGUUGUCAUCAAGGCAAAGGGUGGCUACUUUGAAGAUAUUUUUUGAUUUGUUUAACACUUUUUUGGUUUCUUCAGGAUUCCAUUAUUGUGUUAUUUCAUAGUUUUGAUGUCUUCAAUAUUACUCUACAAUGUAGAAAAUAGUAAAAAUAAAAACCUUUAAAUGAG
Molecule: messenger RNA, 2849 nt
Organism: Salvelinus fontinalis (brook trout)
Lineage: Eukaryota; Metazoa; Chordata; Actinopteri; Salmoniformes; Salmonidae
Product: zinc finger protein 180-like
Exons: 2
Coding region: 244-1629 (461 amino acids)
Biological process (GO): regulation of transcription by RNA polymerase II
Molecular function (GO): DNA-binding transcription factor activity; RNA polymerase II cis-regulatory region sequence-specific DNA binding
Source: RefSeq, a predicted model, not a curated record